Nilaparvata lugens (brown planthopper) is the source of this 3992-nucleotide messenger RNA. RefSeq names its product cartilage oligomeric matrix protein (gene Tsp). Gene Ontology annotation, cellular component: extracellular region. Lineage: Eukaryota; Metazoa; Arthropoda; Insecta; Hemiptera; Delphacidae. Gene Ontology annotation, molecular function: calcium ion binding. The record is from RefSeq and is a predicted model, not a curated record. The coding region runs from base 116 to 3235 and encodes 1039 amino acids. Gene Ontology annotation, biological process: cell adhesion. The transcript is spliced from 23 exons.
CGCUUUCUGACGGGCUAAAAGCUCUCAGUAUCCCGCAGUCACUUGUCAGCAGUCAGCAAGUGACCAGUUAGUGACUAGUCAGUGCUCCACCGGACUUGGACUUUGACGCUCUGACAUGUGGUCUCGCGGUCAUCUUCUCGCCGCGGUGGCUUCAACCUUUCUUCUCUUCUUUUUGACAACUGCUGACGCACUCUUACCCGACAAUGAUGUGACGAAAUCGCUAGAGGAAGCCGUCCAAGAGGACCAGUUCAUUCUGAGUGUGAAGCACAUCAAGCCAAAGAAGCGACUGCGCGGUGGCAUCGAGACUGUCUUGGAAGUCGACUUCCCCGGCUCACAGCACAAGUUACAGUUACAGAUCGACAGACGUUCAAGGAGAGUUGUUGUAGAGACCCUGGAGGAUGGCAGACCUCGUACCCAGCACUUUUUCGUUGAGAAAUUGACCGAGGGCUCGGCCAUUCACAAUUUGCUCAUAGUAUUCGACCAGCGACAACCUGCGGCUUCAGCCACCCUCUAUUUUGACUGCGAGUCUCAGGGCAAAAUAAACAGCCACAUGACUCUCAAGGAAAUGUUCAAGAGCAUGCGCAAUCCACACAUUCAGGCUUAUCGUGAGAGGAAAUACGAAAUACAAGUAGAGUCUGAUUUGGGAAUCGGAGAAAUGCUGGACCGCAACAAUUGUCCAGACAGUAUUGUUAACGAAAUGUUAAACGACCAGCAAUUCGCAGGCAACGAUCUCACUACCCAAAUCAGGGGUGAUAUACCAAUAAUACACGACUGCGAUGAUAAUCUACUUGUCAAGGCUAUAAAUGAUCUGAUACAGAUAGUGAAGCAACUGAAGGAGGAGCUCAAUUACCAGAGAUCCGAGACUCGUCGAUUGAGAGAGUACCUGGAGAAAUGCGACAUCUGCAAGCCAGUGUCGCUGGCACAGACUCGUCCGACGUGCAGCAGCCAGCCGUGCUUCGCGGGCGUGGAAUGUCGCGACACGGUGGAGGGGCCCCGCUGUGGUCGCUGUCCGCACGGCUUCGUCGGAGACGGCCGCCACUGCAAGCCUGGCAUCACCUGCGCCGAGAAUCCCUGUCAUCCUGGCGUGAGAUGCUACGACACAGUGGAAGGCUUCCAGUGCGGUUCAUGUCCGGCGGGAAUGACGGGCGACGGGCGAAGGUGUGCUCCAAGGUCCGGAUGUGACAACCGACCCUGUUCUUCAGGUGUACAAUGUGUGAACUCGCCCGACCCACCCUACUAUAGAUGUGGCGCCUGCCCUGAAGGUUUCACAGGCAAUGGAACUAAUUGUCAUGAUUUGGAUGAGUGCGACCUAGCCGAGCCGUGCGACACGCGCGUCAAGUGCACGAACCUGGUGCCCGGGUUCCGUUGCGAGGCUUGCCCGCCUGGCUUCACCGGCUCGCCGGGCCUCGAGGGCGUUGGCCUGGAGUUCGCGCAUCGCUACCGCCAGCGCUGCUACGACAUCGACGAGUGCGCAGACGGACGCAACGGCGGCUGCGCGCCCAAUUCUGUCUGCACCAACACUGAGGGUUCAUUCCACUGCGGGUCAUGCAAGAUGGGCUACAUAGGCAACCAGACGAGUGGAUGCAGGAACCAGCCGGGUCUCUGCCCUGAUGGAACCCAGUGCGACUCCAAUGCCGAGUGUGUCAGAGUCAGUUACCACUCAUACCGAUGCAAAUGUAAAGUUGGGUAUGCAGGAGAUGGCCAGGUUUGUGGGUCGGACAGGGACCUCGAUGGCUGGCCCGACCAUCAACUCAGGUGCUCAGAUGCUCAUUGCAAGAAGGAUAACUGUGUGAACAUACCGAAUUCGGGACAAGAGGACGCAGACGGCGACGGGGAGGGAGACGUCUGCGACGCCGACGCUGACAACGAUGGCAUCUUGAACAGUCCUGACAACUGUCCAUUAGUGCACAACCCGGACCAACUGGACACGGACAGAGACGCGGACAGAAUGGGAGACGCCUGUGACAAUUGCCCCAUGGUUCCCAACCUGGACCAGGCCGAUGUCGACAAGGAUGGACUGGGAGAUGCGUGCGACAGUGACAUGGACAAUGAUGGCAUUCCGAACCACAACGACAACUGUCCGAAGAUCGCGAACGCGGACCAGAGGGAUCAGGACAACGACGGACUGGGUGACGUGUGUGACAACUGUCCACGGGUUCCCAACCCGACCCAGGUCGACAGCGACAAUGACCUCACCGGAGAUGCCUGCGACAGCGACAUCGAUCGCGACAGAGACGGUAUCCAGGACAGCACCGAUAACUGUCCAAAAGUAGCCAACAGCAACCAGUUGGACACCGACGGUGAUGGGAGGGGAGAUGAGUGCGACAAUGAUAUUGACAACGACGGCAUUCCUAACAGGGAGGAUAACUGUCCCCUAGGCUACAAUCCCUCACAGGAAGAUCGCGAUGGAAACGGAGUGGGAGACGUCUGCCAGGAUGACUAUGACUUGGACAAAGUGCCAAACAAUCUCGAUAAUUGUCCUAAUAAUUCGAAAAUAUUCUCUACAGAUUUCAGAACCUAUCAAACUGUUGCUCUAGACCCCGAGGGUGAUUCUCAGAAUGAUCCCAAUUGGGAAAUUUACAACAAAGGAGCAGAAAUUGUCCAAACUCUAAACAGUGAUCCCGGAUUGGCAGUUGGUUAUCAUUCGUUUGGCGGCGUUGACUUCGAAGGAACUUUCUUUGUGGAUACUGAAAUUGAUGACGAUUAUGUCGGCUUUGUUUUCAGUUAUCAAGACAACCACAAAUUCUACACAGUGAUGUGGAAGAAGAGCUCGCAAACGUACUGGCAGGCUACGCCUUUCCGAGCGGUCGCCGAGCCUGGCAUCCAAUUGAAGCUGGUGCAGUCCGCCACGGGACCAGGCCAGGUGUUGAGAAACUCACUAUGGCAUACUGGCGACACUAACGAACAGGUGAAAUUACUGUGGAAAGACCCCAGAAACGUGGGUUGGAAGGAGAAGGUUGCUUAUCGUUGGUUACUGCUGCACCGUCCCAAGAUCGGACUUAUCCGUUUGAGGAUUUUCGAGGGUGAGAAUCUGGUGGCCGAUUCUGGAAAUGUGUUCGAUUCCACGCUGAGAGGCGGUCGGCUCGGAGUCUUCUGUUUCUCUCAAGAGAUGAUCAUCUGGUCUGAUCUUGUCUACAGGUGUAAUGACGAUGUGCCAGAAGCAAUAUACAGGGAGCUGCCUCCAAGGCUGCAGAAUGAAGUGAAUGUGGACUCUAGCCAACCUCGACAUCAUUGAAUAAGUUUUCACUCAAGUAUUAAUAUUGUAAUAAAAUUACAAUUGACUCAUAAGUCUAUGAACUAUGAUGUUUCGUUUAUGUACAGUGAUUGUUACAAGUUACUUGUUAAGAAAUUAUUAUUAUUUAUUUAACCACUGAUAACCUGCCAUUUGUUCCUUGGAUGCCAUUGAAUUGCAAUCUUUAAAACAUGAUUCAAUGUUGCUCUCAGUAAUUUUCAAGCAAAAAUUUUCAUUCUGCAUUGUCGAAUCAUAAUUUCAUCCUAGUAAUUACAAUGUACCUAUUAUAUCUUCCAUCAUUGACAAAUCAUUAAAACAUCAUCAUUAACUUUCAAUGUACACCCUAGAUGUAUUACUGUGUAUGUAUUACUAGAUCAUCUUAGCAAAGUAUGAUGCGACAUGAUAUUGAAAAUAGUCCUAUAUAAUGUAUUGUAUAAUCUGAGGCUUGAGGUCCAGUAAAAUUUAGUGAUUGAAUAUAAAUUAAUAAGAAAAUCUAAAACUGUUGAGCUAAUUGAGUGAGUGAUGUAUGAAGUGAUUGAUUAAGAUAAUAGAAUAUGAUUAAGAUCAUGCUAUUUUCAUUUGAAAUAAACGAUUUGGAAACAAGAGAAACCAUAAUGGACCUGUGAAAUAUGUAGGCCAAUGUUAAAAUCAUCAAACCGCUUACUGCCAUAACUUUAGCUUAUUAUUUAUUUCAACUACGGUACGUUAGUAUAAUUGUUUUAUGUUUUUUUUAAUAAUAGUAUGAGUAUUUUUAAAAUAA